Molecule: messenger RNA, 1503 nt
Organism: Thlaspi arvense
Lineage: Eukaryota; Viridiplantae; Streptophyta; Magnoliopsida; Brassicales; Brassicaceae
Source: the annotation of a GenBank genome assembly
CUGGGAAACAAUGUAACAAUCCCAGUAUUGAUAGUUUUUGGAGAUUCAAUAAUGGAUACUGGUAAUAACAAUAAUCUGCCCACUCUUUUAAAAUGCAACUUCCCACCUUACGGCAAGGACUUCCCCAAUGGCUUUGCUACUAGAAGAUUUUCUGAUGGAAGAGUUCUCUCUGAUCUAAUUGCAGAAAAUUUGGGAUUGGCAAAGACAUUGCCAGCAUAUAUGAAAGAAAAUUUAAAGCCUGAAGAUCUUCUUAAAGGUGUAACAUUUGCAUCAGGAAGAACCGGUUACCAUCCACUUAUGUAUUUCAAAGAAUAUAUAUCAAAGAUCAGACAACAUUUUGGAGAAGGAAGAGCCCAAAUUAUCUUGGACCAUAGCAAUGAUCUUGCUCAUGCUUAUAUGGCUCAAUCUCAUAGAUAUGAUUGCACAUCAUAUGCCAACUUCUUAGCUGACUCAGCCGUCAAAUUCGUACGGGAGUUAUAUAAACUUGGAACUCGUAAAAUUGGCGUAUUUUGUGCAGUACCUGUAGGAUGUGUACCGCUCCAGAGAACAGUGUUUGGAGGUAUGUUAACAAGAGGAUGUGUUAAACCAUUCAAUAAUAUGGCAAAACAAUUCAACGCAAGGGUUUCUCCAGCACUUGAAUCUUUAGAUAAAGAGUUGGAUGGUUUUAUACUUUACAUUAAUGUUUAUGGUACUCUUUUCGAUGUGAUCCAACAUCCUAAAAAAUACACUGAUAGAGGAUAUUGCGGUAGUGGCUCUCUUGCUAUAUCUUAUAUGUGUAACAUAUUCAAUCCAUUAAGAUGCUCUAAUUCUUUGGCCUAUGUAUUAUGGGCUAGCUAUCAUCCGACUGAAAGUGCUUAUCAAGUUAUUGUUGACAACUUGCUCGACAAAUAUUUAAGCAAACCGGUACGCUGCCUUCUGCAGAUCGGAGCUCCGACACCGCUCAGCCUCCGGUGGUCACUUCCUCGCCUUAGCUUACUUUUCCUAAGCCGCCAGAACCUCCGCAACCGCCAUAACCCACCGGAUCCACUGGACUCUCCGAGUCUUCUGGUGGCUACAUUUCUUUCUGUCGCCAUGGAUUUUGGCCUAUUGUCGAUGCCAGAUCCUCCCGAACCACCAAAUCCACCUGUCUUUCCUUCUAUCCUCAGCGUUUCCUCCUCCCACGCUCCCUCGGCCAUCUUCGUUCUAUUCCCACCUUAUUCAGAUCUAGAUUUUCCAGCAACCUCUGCCUCUGGGUCUUUUCUGGCUUCUUCUCCGCUUGCCUUCUUGCGACUCUUUGCUGUUAUCUGUUUUGUUUUCCAAUCUGAGUUUUUCUCGAUCAGACUUAUAACCAUCUCCACAACUGCUGCUUCAAGAACCCUUGCCCUUCAAUUGGCGCUCACGGAUGCAUUCUCCACAGAUUUCACCUUGCUACAAACGUUUCCGGACAUGAAUGUCCUAAUUAUGCCCCUCUUGUUGGGAACAGAAUUGAACAAGAUAGCAGGCUUGCAAAGCCUUUUGUUUUAG